Striga asiatica is the source of this 990-nucleotide messenger RNA. Lineage: Eukaryota; Viridiplantae; Streptophyta; Magnoliopsida; Lamiales; Orobanchaceae. The record is from the annotation of a GenBank genome assembly.
AUGGCAUUUCACAUGGUCUGGCUAAAUCUGAUUGUUCUAGAUGUUUCUGGGUCCUUCCCAAAAGGAGGUGUUGAUAUUUUAACAGACCAUCCUUGUGCUGUCUCUUCUGGUGCGAAUUUUGCUUACCCGAAGCGUAGGCCUUGCUGCUGUCUGAGAGCGAUCGUGCUUUCUCCCAAGCUGUAUGACCGUGCUGUCUCUUCUGGUGUGAAUGCCUUCACUGACCCGAUGCAUAGGCCCUGCUUUCUGAGAGGUUUGGAUCCCACCAUUAUCGGAGUCAGGUCGAACAACGGUGCACCUCGGGUCGGGAUUUUCCAGCACUCUAACCCCAAAUUGGGCGAACAGAUGCUGUACUUCAUCCUGUCAUCUCUCCGCGGCCCAGUGGUGCAAGGGAUUAUUAGUGAACUGGAAUCACAAGGGGCACUGCCUAGAAGUAAUUCAAGUGUUUCGUCCCUUGCAACUUGCUGCGGUCCGAGGUUUAUCGAACUAUUAUGGCAACUUUCCCUGCAUGCUCUGAGGGAAGUGCAUAGGCGAACAUUUGCGGCUGAUGUAGCAUCAAAUCCACUGCCUGCACCAUUAACUGAUGUCGCCUUUUCACAUGCAGUUACACUACUUCCUGUAACCAAGGCUAGAAUAGCUCUUGAAAGAAGAAGAUUUCUGAAAAAUGCAGAGACUGCAGUUCAAAGACAGGCAAUGUGGUCUGAUUUGGCUCAUGAAAUGACGGCAGAGUUUCGUGGUAGAUAUCUUACUAUGGUCCCUUUUGAGCAUAAUGCUGAUAUAUGCAGUGCGUAUCUCCAGCAAGAGCUUGAAAAACUACACGAGUUGAGAAACAAAGUGAAACUGGAGGUGAAACUGGAGGGCGAGCUCUGGGAUGAGCUUGUAUCUAGCUCAAGCCAGAAUUCACACAUAGUUCAAAGAGCAACUCCUGUUAUGAAGGUUAGAUCAAGCUCACCGGCCCAGGCGCAGAGCAAUGGGAGGGCAUUGCAUGAAUGA